AUGCCUGGUCUCCUUUCCUGCCUCACCGAAGUUGUGGGCACUCGUGCCCAGCCUACACCCAUCCAGGCUCUUAGUCUUCAGCACCUGCUUGAGACUGAAUACGAUCCAAACAGAAAAUGGAAGGAAUACCUUCUCGCAUCUGAAACUGGGUCUGGAAAAUCGGUAGCCUACUUCCUGCCCCUUCUUCAAUCCCUCAAAGUUUCGGAGCUCAGUGGGCAAAUCCAUCGAAAAAGCACCCAUCCUCUGAACCCCCGUGCCCUCGUCCUCGCUCCGACGCACGAGCUGGCUCGUCAACUAUCAGGAUUCGCUAAAGAUCUCAUUCAUGAGAUCAAGUUGAGAAUACUCUGUGCUAGCCAGGCGAACGUGGAUAACAAGAUGAGUCUUGGAGGCGGAAGCGCUGCCCAGAUGAAGGGGAAGCUUGAUGCUGCGUUAUUCAGCAAUCACUCGCAAGAUCUCCAGGUGCGACCUGGCGGGAGAUUCCCGGUAGACGUUGUCGUCGGUACGCCGAUGAAGUUGCUCGAGUUGAUCAAAGGUCGUGGCUGGGAGCGCAGGAUCGGGAAUGAGACCCCAAAAGCUCAGGAGGAAAACAGCGAAGACGUCGAAGAUCAGGAAUUCCAGAAGAAGCCUAGACGUGGCAGAGAUCUUGGCGUCGUUCCCACUGGCACUCUGGGUGCAGCUCCAGAGAUGGGUCUGGCUAACGUCGAAUGGGUGAUUAUUGAUGAAGCCGACGUCCUGUUCGAUCCUGAUUUCCAAGAAACUACGCGUCUUUUGCUUUCCGAAGUCAGUGCCGCUCGUGGAUCACCUGUACCUUACUACCCCGACGAGUUCAACUUCAAGACCGAGAGUGUAGAACCGAAGCCGAUUUCUUAUCCAUUCAACCUCAUCCUGUGUAGCGCUACCAUCCCUAGUGCUCUCGGCAACUACCUCGAGACUCAUCAUCCCUCUCACACUCGUUUGGCCUCGCCGACGGUACAUCACCUCCCCAAGAAGCUCCAGACUGAGUACGUUGGCUGGACGGGCACCAACAAAAAUGCCGACAUUGAAAAACGCAUCAGGAAGGUGUGGGCUGAAGAUAGUAUCACCCGAACCGGGAAACUGUCGAAGAUCUUGGUAUUCUGCAACAAGAAUACCAAGGUGCAACUGCUCAGCCAACAUCUGGAAGGAAAAGAUAUUAAAACUGUCGCGAUUGAUGGGACAGCGGAGUCAAGAAGGAAGGGGUCGAACCAUCAUCUGGACGGGUUCCUUAAAGUCAAGUCAGAUGAGAGUGUUGCCGCGAAGGAAGACGGUACCGAGGAUCCGAGCGAGACACCUCAUGUCAUGAUAACGACUUCGUUGCUUUCAAGAGGGUUGGAUUUCAGUCCGGAAAUCAAGCACGUCUUCAUCGUGGAUGAGCCGAGGAAUAUGAUCGAUUUUCUUCAUCGGGCUGGCCGCUCCGGUCGAGCAGGGGAGAAGGGCAAGGUUGUGGUGUUUGGAAAGCUUGAAGGGCGAGGAAGUAGUCGGGCGGUAGAUUUAAAAAAGCGGGUCGGUGCUUUGGCUGCUUAA
Messenger RNA from Guyanagaster necrorhizus, 1542 nucleotides. Its product is annotated as P-loop containing nucleoside triphosphate hydrolase protein. The record is from RefSeq and is a predicted model, not a curated record. Bases 1 to 1542 code for a protein of 513 amino acids. The transcript has 2 exons. Lineage: Eukaryota; Fungi; Basidiomycota; Agaricomycetes; Agaricales; Physalacriaceae. Gene Ontology annotation, molecular function: ATP binding; nucleic acid binding.